Messenger RNA from Ectocarpus sp. CCAP 1310/34, 2271 nucleotides. NCBI's taxonomy places the organism in Eukaryota, Phaeophyceae, Ectocarpales, Ectocarpaceae. The record is from the annotation of a GenBank genome assembly.
AUGCUCGAGGAACUGCUCCAGAAAACGGCGAAACAGCAAGGAGUGCAGCUGACGGGAGGACCGCUGCUACCAUGCCUCGGCUGUUCGAUGUCCAAGGGGCAGGUGAAGCCCAUUUCAAAGAGCACGGACACACGCGCAGCUAAAAACUUGUUCCGCCUUUUUCUCGAUUUGAGGGGGAGGAUGCAGUUCAAAAGCAUUGGUGGCAACUGGUACACCCUCAUCAUCCGAGAUGAUUGCACCCGCUGGACACGUGUUUUCUUCAUGAAGCACAAGUCUGACGCCGCUGCCGCGUUCGAGCGGUAUCUGGCGGACUACAGAGCAGAAACCGUCCCGUGUGAGGUGUUUGUCGCACGUACUGACGGCGGCGGAGAAUUCCAGGGCCAGUUUGCGGAGGUCUGCCGUAGAUACGGCAUCAAGCAAGAAUUCACGCCCCCCAACACCCCCAACAACGCCGCCGGCGACGACGACGGCGGCGGCGCCAGCGGCGGUGAGCCCGGCGCCUCUGGAGAUGGCGGUGGCGGCGGCAGUGAACCCGGCGAAGACUCUGAGCAACUCGAGGAGUACAAGUAUGAUCCCGCCGACAGCCGCUACCCGCCGGGCCGCGAAGGGCGUCGGCUCCUCUGGGGCGCCUCGAAGGAAGGACCGCUGCGCCACGGGCUCGAGCGCGGCCGCACACGAAGGGAGACCCGGGAGCUGCAAGGCCCCGAGGAGCCGCCGGGUCCAGACGCCGAGCCAGACGCCGAGCAAGCGCUGCUGGCGGAGAUCAUCGUGGACUACGUUUCCAACUCGCUGGUGCGGGAGCGGUACGACGAGGAGCAGGUCAACAUCGAGUACCGGCGUGAGAUGCAUGAGCUGCCGUACGGCACCGAGCUGCAGGAGGAGGCGUUCGGUGCAGAGGCAGGGGACGACGGGUCAUCGCAACCUCUUCAUGACCCGCAGCUAAGUAUCCCCUCGCCCUUCGGCCAGAAGCCAAGUGAUGUAGAGUGCGUGCCCUUGACGUACAAGGAUGUCCUUAACUCCAAGUACAAGGUGCUGUGGGAAGCAGCCAUAGCAAAGGAGUUCGACGGCCACAAGAAGCCGGGGACGUUCUCCGAGAUUAGUGGUCUGCUCGAGGGGCAAAAGGCCAUCAGUGCGAAGUGGAUUUUCUCGCACAAGACCAAUGAGAAGGGGCUGAUUGUCGACUUCAAAGCACGUAUGGUUGCGCGUGGUGUUUUUCUCAGAUUCCCGGUGUGGAUUUUCACCACUCAUCAUCCGAGGCCUGUCCACUGUGACAUCAACAAGGCGUACACACACGCCAAGCUGAAGGAAGAAAUCUACCUGAGGCUUCCAGACGGUUGUGGUGUUUGGACUGGCAAGGCGGUGAAAGUCGAGCGUGCUCUGUAUGGACUCAAGCAGAAUGGGCGCGAGUGGGGGUUUGAGGCUGCCGAUGCCCUGAUCUCAAACGGCUACGAGCAGUGCAGGGUGGACCCCUGCCAUUUCCGCAAGGUGGUUGACGGAGAAGUCGUAGGUCUCAUCGUGAUCUACGUGGAUGACAUCAUGUUGUCCGCGACCGAGGAGGAGCGAGAUUGUACCUGGUACGAUGGGUGUGCCAUUGAGGUGGACCUUGAGAAUGGUACCACCAAGCUGUCCCAGACGGCUUAUAUCGAGAGCAUGCUCAACCGCUUCAAUGUCACGACCACUGCUCCCACGCCCGCUGUCGUCGACGAUGACCUAGGGCCGAAGAGAGACGACGAGUCCUCGGUGGACAAGCCCGUGAGGGAAGCGAUCGGAUGCCUGAUGUGGUUGCUGUUCACGAGGCCGGACAUCGCGCUGCCUUUGAACAAGCUGCAGAAGAUCGCCCACUCACCCACCGAGAGGAUGUGGAACGCGCUUGUGCGGAUCAUGUCCUACCUCAACGAGACGAAGGACCUCGGGAUCACCUACGUCCGCGGAUCAGGGCUAGACCUAGACGUGUUCGUCGAUUCUAGUUACGCCGACAGCACCGUUGACAGGCGUUCGACGACGGGGCUAGCCGUGACUGUAGGUGGGACCGUUGUGUGCGCAUCCACGAAGACACAGCCAGUGACGGCUCAGUCGACCACGGAGGCAGAGUAUAUUGCAGCCGGGGAGGGCGUGAAGGAAGCGUUGUUUGUGCGUGGUGUUCUGUCGUUCAUUGCGCCCGAGACGAGCGAUGCCACGAUCAGGGUCCGUGAGGACAACGAGGGGGCUCUCGCGUUGGUGCAGAACCCUACGAGCAUGGUAGAUCUGCUAGCAGCACGGGGGGGUACGUAG